AUGGAUAAUUUCGAGCUUCUAGAACAGGAACUCUCUAAAUAUAUUGUCAAAAUUGAUGACUAUGCAAAGACAAAAAGCAUCGGAAAGGGUGGAUAUGGAAAAGUUGAUAUCGCAAUCGAUCAGAAAACCGGAAAAAAAGUUGCCAUCAAAGAAUUAUUUCUAACAAAGCUUGAAGGCCGCCAAUUAAAAUUAUACUGUCGAGAAACAAGAAUCUUAGCAAAAUGUAAUUCUAUGUUUUUACUCCAUUUAAAUGGCUUUUCCACUACUCAUCCCUACAUUAUUGUUACAGACUAUAUAGAAAAUGGUUCUCUCUUUGAUGCAUUGCACCAUAAAAAUGGAGCUCCUCAGCUUACACCUACUAAUAAAACAAUAAUAGCCACUGGAAUUGCUCAUGGCAUGAUGUGCUUACAUAAAAUGGGCAUCAUGCAUCGAGACUUAAAAUCACUUAAUAUUCUACUCGAUCAAAAUCUAUAUCCAAAGAUAUGCGAUUUCGGAAUUUCAAGAUUCAAGAAUGAAGAUACUGUCCAAACAAACCAAAUUGGUACUCCUCAUUGGAUGGCUCCAGAACUAUUUGAAUCCAAAGAGUACAACUACAAAGUUGACGUUCAUGCUUUUGCAAUUAUUUUAUGGGAGCUUCUUACCGAACAAACUCCUUUCAGAGGAAAGAAUGCAAUGCAAAUCAUGACUGAAGUUACACGUCUUGGAGAAAGACCAUUUAUUCCCAAAGGGACACCAACACCUUUAUCAGAUCUCAUGAAAUUAUGCUGGUAUCAAACACCAAAUGAGCGUCCAAACUUCCAGCAAAUCUACAAACUCUUCAAAGAGAAGAAGAUCAUGUUUGCUGGGACUGAUGAAGAAGCUUUUUCAAAAUUCAUUCAGAUUAUCGAGAUUGAAGAAGAAAACUCAAAGCGGGAAAAGUUACCAGAUAUCUUAGAAAAGGUUGACCACUCAGAAGAAACAAUUGAUGACUUAAUCGAGCUCAUAAGGAAAUUCAAGAGAGAAACAUUCGAUAUAACAUUGAACAACAUUGUCACGAGAAUUACUCCUGAUAAAUAUCAAUCAUUUUUCACAAAAGUUCAAAAUGUGCUUCUUAAGAAUCCUCCAUUCACUGUUAUCUCAAAAGUCAUUGAUGCUUGCGCACAAAUUUGCGCAAAAGAUACAAAAGCAGUUCAUGAAUUCGUUUCGGCAGAUAUUUUACAACACAUUCCAUUAGGAGAACCGGAUAUUUUCAUCAGUUUCUCUUUAUUAUGCGAAUAUGUUAUUCCUUUGUAUCCGAAUAUCCUGUCUGUUGAUCAAUUGAGAUUAAUUAUUGGAAGAAAUCCUUUAUUUAUGUCAAAAGUUGUCCAAUUAAUUUCAUCAAUUUUAUUAUCAGAUAAGGGAGCUAAAGACAAAAAUGAAAUAAUUAAUCUUCUCUUCCAAUCAAUCCCAACAAUCAUUGAGAAACAAGACAGUGGUAAAUCCAUAAAAUAUCUUUCAAAUAUCUUCACAACACUCAAUGGAAGCUAUUUAGAAAGAUACAAAGAUAUUUUAUCUCAGUUGUUAAAAUCAGGAGAUAUUAGAAGAGUUAAUGCAUUAUACAACUGCUUGCAUAAUACAGAUGAUAUUUCUCCUAGUGAAGAUCUCUUGAUUAAGCAUCUUGAGAAUCCUGAUACAAUGAAAGCUGCUCUUUUGUAUCUCAGAGAAACAAACAGUACUUUGUUAUCUAAUAAUGUUGUAACAAUGCUUUUCAACUUAUGCAUCAAUAAGUAUUCUGCAAUUUUAGCAAUUGCUAAUUGCUGUGAUAAUCCAGAAACAGCCAAAAAUGUUUUUCAAAAAUUGGAUUUGCUUAUUUCUGACAAGUUUGAUGCGAUCGGAGCUAUUCAUAUCCUUACUGUUUUAUCUGAGAGGCAUGGAUACGCACACCAAAUCUUGCAGACAAAAGGUAUAGACCAGCUCUUUGUAAGAGUAUUGAAAGAUAGGAGAUUGCAAUCAAUAUCAACUAUUAUUCAAUUGAUUGCUAAUUCCAAUGUUGAUAAUUCAAUUGCUGUCAAUCUAGAAAGCAAUAACUUCAUCAAAGAACUCAUAAAUUAUGCAACAAAUGAGGAAUCGCAAGCUUCUCAAUAUGCUGUUGUAACGUGUUUAGAUCUUCUUGCUGGAUUCAAUUACACAGAAGAUUUCAAACUCGCCAAAUCACUUUCAAGGACUAUCAAUGAUGAUAACAAAGUGCAGUUGAUCUAUUCAUCUUUCUUAUCAAAGAUGCCAGAAGGAUUUUAA
This is a messenger RNA of Trichomonas vaginalis G3, 2253 nucleotides long. Its product is annotated as protein kinase protein. NCBI's taxonomy places the organism in Eukaryota, Parabasalia, Trichomonadida, Trichomonadidae. The record is from RefSeq and is a predicted model, not a curated record. Gene Ontology annotation, molecular function: protein kinase activity; ATP binding. The transcript has a single exon. The coding region runs from base 1 to 2253 and encodes 750 amino acids. Gene Ontology annotation, cellular component: cytoplasm. Gene Ontology annotation, biological process: signal transduction; protein phosphorylation.